Messenger RNA from Neogale vison (American mink), 1361 nucleotides. RefSeq names its product RNA binding protein, mRNA processing factor (gene RBPMS). NCBI's taxonomy places the organism in Eukaryota, Metazoa, Chordata, Mammalia, Carnivora, Mustelidae. Bases 440 to 1030 code for a protein of 196 amino acids. The transcript is spliced from 9 exons. Gene Ontology annotation, molecular function: mRNA binding. The record is from RefSeq and is a predicted model, not a curated record.
GGCACCCCUCGCCCCCUCCCUCCGGCCCCCGCCAGGCUCGGGCAGCGGCCGCCCCCAGCCCCCGCUCGGCCACAUCCCCAACUCUCCGGGCUCCCUCCUGGGACGCGCGCCCUCGCCCCAUCCUUUCUUCCUUCCUUCCUUCCCUCGCGCCCGCCCUCCCUCUCCAGGUCUCCCUCCCGGGGCCCGAUUGUCUCCGUCCCCUGCCCAGCCGGCCCGCGCCGCGCCCUGCCCGGAGUCUCCCUCGCACUUCCUGGGUCGCCCGGCGCCGCAGUCUCGCCUCGCCCCGGGAGCCCGAGCCGCCGCUGUCCCCGGCUCCAGCCCCCGCAGCCCGCGGCGCCCGCCCGAGGGAGCCCCGGCGCCCGGGGAAGGGAAAAGUGGGCGAGCGCGCCCUCGCCCAGCCCCGCGCCCCAGCCCUGCCCGGCGAGGAAGGACCGGGAAGAUGAACAACGGCGGCAAAGCCGAGAAGGAGAACACCCCGAACGAGGCGAACCUUCAGGAGGAAGAGGUCCGGACCCUAUUUGUCAGCGGUCUCCCUCUGGAUAUCAAACCUCGGGAGCUCUACCUGCUUUUCAGACCAUUUAAGGGCUACGAGGGUUCUCUUAUAAAGCUCACAUCUAAGCAGCCCGUAGGUUUUGUCAGUUUUGACAGUCGCUCAGAAGCAGAAGCUGCAAAGAAUGCUUUGAAUGGCAUCCGCUUCGAUCCUGAAAUUCCGCAAACACUACGACUAGAGUUUGCUAAGGCAAACACGAAGAUGGCCAAGAACAAACUAGUAGGGACUCCAAACCCCAGUACUCCUCUGCCCAACACUGUACCUCAGUUCAUUGCCAGAGAGCCAUAUGAGCUCACAGUGCCUGCACUUUACCCCAGUAGCCCUGAAGUGUGGGCCCCGUACCCUCUGUACCCAGCGGAGUUAGCGCCUGCUCUACCUCCUCCUGCUUUCACCUACCCCGCUUCACUGCAUGCCCAGAUGCGCUGGCUCCCUCCGUCCGAGGCUACUUCUCAGGGCUGGAAGUCCCGUCAGUUCUGCUGAAUACCAUGUUCCAGGUGUGUGAUGGUGGCUGCAAUCUGUCUUGUGGGUAUUAAUGCAACCUUCAGUGGUGGCUGCUGUUCUCAAGCCGUUCUACAAAACUGGAGCGUGCUGGCUUGAAAACACCUUGCCCAGUUUUGAUCCCUUCAAGACUUUGCCACAGCCUCUAUCACACAUCUGUUUUUCUCGAAGAAACAAAUAUAAUAAAAAUGUUUUACUCUUUUACACUGUAUAAUUUUAAAAAAUAGUGUGUUAUUUGUGAACGCAUGGUCUGACAUUUCUGUACAGUUUGGAGAUAUUUUCAAACGAAACAUAAAAGAUAUCAACAAUAAAA